AGUCACAGCUAACUGUAAGAUAAAAUAACUUCAUAUCUGUUCUUAGUUUUACUGGCUUCCUGAAGCCAAAAGAGAAAGAACCUUUGAGUUUUCACGGUGUGGCGAUCAAGAAGUAUUGAAGACAAUUUUCUGGCCCAGCUGUAAAAAAGACGCUUUACCAUCAUGGAUGUCCAGAGGACAGGAUCAGUGGUUCGUCCCCCAAGCCCCAUGGAGAGCCUUGAGAAGCAGCUGAGCUGCCCCAUCUGCCUUGACAUGUUCACCAAACCAGUGGUCAUCCUACCUUGUCAGCACAACUUGUGUCGUGGAUGUGCCAGUGACCUCUACGACUCACGCAACCCUUACCGCUUUUCUGGUGGUGUCUUUCGCUGUCCCACCUGCCGCUUUGAGGUUGUGCUUGACCGCCAUGGUGUGCAUGGGCUCCAGCGCAACCUGUUAGUGGAAAAUAUCAUCGACAUCUAUAAGCAGCAGCAAGAAGGUAGUGGCAGUGGGGGGACCACAGAAACUGCUCUGAAACCCAAGGAAUCCAAGGAGCCCAUGUGCUCGGAACAUGAGGAGGAGAAAAUCAACAUCUAUUGUAUGACCUGCCAGACGCCCACCUGCUCUAUGUGCAAGGUUUUUGGCCAGCACAAGGACUGUGAGGUGUCACCUCUACCUAGUGUGUACCAAGCCCAGAAGGGUGAACUGAGCAAUGCUAUUGAUACCCUCGUUGCCAGCAAUGGCCGUCUGCAAGCCCUGCUCAACCAGAUGGAAGAUACAUGCCGUGCAGUACAAGAGAACGCUCAGCGUGCAAAGCAAAGGCUAGCCGAACGCUUUGACCUCCUCUAUGCUGUGCUGGAAGAACGUAAGACACUCCUCCUAGAGCAAAUUGGGAAAGAGCAGGACGAAAAGGUGGCGGUUCUGAGGGCUCUGGCUCAACGUUAUGGUGAACGACUGCAGACGAGUACUGAACUGACAGACACAGCUGUGAGGGCAUUGGAGCAGAGUGGUACUGCUUCAUUCCUGCUGACCUCCAAAGGUCUUAUAACACAGACCAAAGAUGCUGCCAAAGGCUCAUUGGGAGAAGAAAGGCCCGAACCAGGUUUUGAGAAGAUGGACCACUUCACUUUGUCAACAGAGCAUGUUGAAGCAGUCCUUGCAAAAAUGGACUUUGGACUUGGUGGUGAUGAUGAUGAGUUUCAGGAUGCAGAAGAAGAGGAAGAGUAAAGAGACUUGAAAUAGAUAUGGACUGAAAGAAAUAUAUCAUGUACUCCGGCAGGUUCUUUAACCUCAGUGUUUAUGGCAGGGACUUGAGUUGCAAUUUAAGAUUCAGAAGAAAACCAAGUGAAGUAUAAAGAGGCUCAGACUAGAAGGAUUUACCCUCAUUUUGAGUGCAAUAUUUAAUUUCACUUUUGUACUCAUUUUGUUAAAUUUUUUUUAUACUUUUGUACUUUUUACCAGUUUAAUGCUGGUUUUAAUAAAAUAUAGAACUAGAUAAAUGUAAAUAGGAUGCCUGCCAAAGGGGUUUACACUCAGCUUUUUCUUCACAUGUGUUUUCUGAGAAUAGUUAUGUUUUGUUAAUCUCAUAUCUAAGAAGUCUAUGAUUGUAAUAUGUUAAAUGCUUGAAAUAAUUGUGUGUUCUUGGACUGGUGGUCAGCAAAGCUGUUUUAGAAAACUAUCUUGACAUCUCUCUUCAAUAGAGACUUAAAUAAAGGUGGCUAAAAAUGACCUCGAUAUGUGUCCUUGUCAUUGAAAGGACUAUGUUGUGAAAAAUUAGAAUAAAUUAAUUUCAAAUUAAAGCAGCCUUUAGAAGAAAAAAACAUUCACUUAAACCUGAAAUUAACUGUCAGUCACAUUUUUUUUAAAUGUUAUGUUGAUCUUGUGUGUGACCCGUAGACCCAUUCUUCAGAAGUUGCCUUGUGUGUUGUCGCUCUUACUUGACAAGAGACAAUAUUUAAAAAUAAAAGCCCU
Lampris incognitus (smalleye Pacific opah) is the source of this 1947-nucleotide messenger RNA. It is a transcript of the gene trim63b, whose product is annotated as tripartite motif containing 63b. Gene Ontology annotation, molecular function: zinc ion binding. Lineage: Eukaryota; Metazoa; Chordata; Actinopteri; Lampriformes; Lampridae. The transcript has a single exon. The record is from RefSeq and is a predicted model, not a curated record. Bases 163 to 1203 code for a protein of 346 amino acids.